UUGUUUAAUUUUCAGGUUAGGCUCGAAAAAUCAACGCCAACGUGCUUAUUUCCGAGCAUAUUUUGUUAUUUUCAGUUAUUAACGAAAUUUUAUCAACUUUAUUAAAUUCAUAGUGUUGAUUAGUUAUCAAUGAUGAGUAAAAGCUACGGUUACGACGAUUUUGAACAUCCCAGAAAUCUGAAAAUUCACUAUGUGCAGAUCGAAGGAUUGGCUCUGAUGAGAAUCAUCAAGCACUGCCAUGAAGAGGGUGAUGGCACAAUUGAAGUUGCCCAAGGAGCUUUGCUCGGAAUGGUUGUUGACAAUGCAUUAGAAAUCACUAACUGCUUUGCCUUCCCAAAGAACUACGACGAUGAUGAAGAGUACCAGUUGGAUAUGAUGCGGAACUUGAAAUUGGUGAAUGUAGAUCACUACCACGUUGGAUGGUAUCAAAGUUCAGAAAUCGGGAGUUUCUUGAGUCUGUCACUCCUGGAAUCCCAGUUCCACUACCAGACUUCCAUCGAAGAGUCCGUCGUCCUAAUCUAUGAUAAUGCAAAAACCGAUAGAGGGUUUUUGAGUCUGAAAGCUUACCGAAUGACUCCGCAAGCAAUUGAAUUAUACAAGCAAGGAGAAUUCACCACAGAAGCCAUCAAAACCCACAAAGUUGGUUACGAGAACCUUCUUGUUGAAAUCCCCCUCAGGAUACGAAAUUCCACCCUUACGAACAUACUUCUAUCUGACCUUGGUGUCUUAAUUCCUCCCCAAGAAGGACACAAGUUUCUUGAUCUAGGAACUGCCAAUGUUGUAGAGAAUCAGCUACGUAGUCUAAUGGAUUGUGUGGAUGACUUGAACCAAGAAACAAUGAAGUUCAACAGACAUCAACAAGCAGUCGCCCGGCAAAUGCAAGAGAAGAACAAAUAUCUUCAGAAAGUGACUGCAGAAAAUGCUGUCCGAGCUGCGAAGGGUGAACCACCGCUUCCUGAAGAAGAUCUCAACAAACUAUUCAAACCUUUACCUACUCCACCCAGACUUUUACCAAUGACUUUGGCAGGCAAGGUCGAAGCGUACUCUAAGAACCUCACCGAGUUCUCUAUGCAAUCAUUGGCGAAACUGUAUUUAAUGGAGGCUUUGCACACAAAGAAAACAUAAACAGACAAGACCAUUAUUUUACUGUCAAAACCGAAGGCCACGUUUUUGAACAUCUAGUAAUCGAUUAAUGUCAUUUUGCUUACUUCCCCCUACACCAUGGGAUCCAAGAAAUCAUGUACUGGUAUUUAUUUAAGCGUUGCUUUUGUAAAAAGUGUUUUUUGUAUUAAAUUUAAAUCAGUUUUGAUACAUA
Molecule: messenger RNA, 1315 nt
Organism: Bemisia tabaci
Lineage: Eukaryota; Metazoa; Arthropoda; Insecta; Hemiptera; Aleyrodidae
Gene: eIF3h
Product: eukaryotic translation initiation factor 3 subunit h
Cellular component (GO): eukaryotic translation initiation factor 3 complex; cytoplasm
Molecular function (GO): translation initiation factor activity; metallopeptidase activity; protein binding
Source: RefSeq, a predicted model, not a curated record